GCUCCCGCACAACACUGCAUCCACUCCUGAAGUCGGAUAAUUGUUUUCGCAGGCCACUAAUUGUCUUGAAGCCAUUACCGCCAUCAUGCAAUCAGGCAUCUCCGCAUCUGCGGAGCUCCAAGAAGCGCUCCAAAGCCUCAUAACCUCCACAACGCAGCGCGGCAUCCUCGCCACCAUAUCGCAAGAAGCCAUCGUCCCCGCAGCGCCCAUACCGUCGACGCACGUCACCUUCCUCGAAGACCUCUCCAACCUAAAGGACUUCAUCAAGCCCAAUGAAGCCCUCUACAUCCUCCUCCGCCGCAACGACGUUCUCUCCUCCCCAGACAAAUCCCUCGUCGCCGUCACAUAUGUCCCCAACGCUGCUCCAGUCCGCCAGAAAAUGCUGUUCGCCGCAACACGACUCACGCUCGUGCGGGAGCUCGGCGGCGAGCACUUUCCCGAGAGCAUAUUCUGCACCGAGGCCGACGAGCUGACCGCCGAGGGGUGGGAGAGGCACCUCAAGCACACCGAGAGUUCCAACCCGCUUACGGCGGAAGAGCAGAGUUUGCAGGAUAUCAAGGAGGCCGAGGCGCUCGAGAGCCGGGGCACGCAGGGCCAGAGUCUUGCGCAGGGCGGCCGCAUAGCAAUUCGCGCUGAUGACGAGAUCUCUGGUGCUCUGAGACAGCUCGCCGAGGGCGGCAGCGACAACCUCGUGCAGCUGCGCAUGGAUGUGCCGACUGAGACGCUAAAGUUCGUGUCAUCAUCGUCGGCGUCGGCGGAUAGCCUCGCGUCUGCCAUUGAUAAGCAGGAACCCCGGUUUUCAUUUUACAGACAUAGCGAUCCAGACUCGUCGGUUGUGUUCAUCUCGACGUGUCCCAGCGGCGCGAAGAUCAGGGAGAGGAUGUUGUACGCGGCGAGCCGGAGUAAUGUCAUCAGCCUGGCACAGAACGAGGGCGGCUUGAAGGUGGCGAAGAGGUUAGAGGCUACGAAUCCGGAUGAGAUCACGGCGCAAGUGAUUGCGGAUGAGUUCAAGGUGGAGGAGAAAGAGGAGAAGAAAGGCUUUGCGAAGCCGAAGAGGCCGGGGCGGAAGUAGAGGGUGGGAAAGGCGGGCUACUGGUUCAGCUACGAGCGCACCAUAUAUGAGUGGCUCGUACUAUGAUAUGAAAAGACAUCACGCGGAUGACCGUUCUAGUACACCUUCACACUUCUUACAUACCACACCACGGGACCCUUGACUACAAGCCUAUCUCCACCAAGCCACCCAAUGUCUCGCAUCCGCACACCUCGCAUAGGAUCGAAACCUUGAACGAGGACUUUAAUUAUGACUUGAAGAAUCUGUGAUCGAGAUUGAUAGGAUUCCAUGGUCGUGGCAAGUGUGUGAAGAUAUCGUGAGUCGCACAGAGAAUCCGAAGAAGUGGUUGUGCUGAAAGUGGUUAGCGUAGCACCGUAUACGAGACUCACAGCUGCCUUCAUCUAUCAGCCUUCUUCACCC
Messenger RNA from Paraphaeosphaeria sporulosa, 1471 nucleotides. RefSeq names its product actin monomer binding protein-like protein. Bases 86 to 1072 code for a protein of 328 amino acids. Gene Ontology annotation, molecular function: actin monomer binding; actin filament binding. Gene Ontology annotation, biological process: barbed-end actin filament capping; actin filament depolymerization. The record is from RefSeq and is a predicted model, not a curated record. NCBI's taxonomy places the organism in Eukaryota, Fungi, Ascomycota, Dothideomycetes, Pleosporales, Didymosphaeriaceae. Gene Ontology annotation, cellular component: actin filament; cytoplasm. The transcript has 2 exons.